AUGGAAUUAAGGAUGAAGCGGGAGAGAUCGCCGUCACAUAAUAAUAAAGAAACCCUUAAAGCUGCAAAAAAUCCAAAACUUAUAAUUCAGCCACGGGCGCCGGCAGUUGAGCAGACUACAAAUAUUCUUAGAAGAGAUCUCUGAUCAGAAGUCAUCAAGUUUCUUGACUUUCAUACGUAUUUUACUAUAAUUCCGCUUGUUAAUACUUUUUUUUAUCAAUUAAGUAAAGACAGUGUUGUUACACUUGAGCAUUUGGAAAUUGAAAUUGAGCUGAGAAAAGCAAGGGUGAAGAAAAAGCAUGACUGCAAAAAGGAAAACAAAUAUUUAAAACCUUAUGUCAAUUUAUUGCAAAAAGCUAGAAACCUGGACAAGCUGAGGCUUUAUAUAAGAAAUUCUGAUUAUCGGCCAUCGAUUAGAUGUGCGAACCAAUAUAACAGUAUUUUAUCAGGAAUUUUCCCCAAAAUGCCUUGAACGCAAAAUCUGAAAGUUCUAGAUUUUUCUAUGAAAAAUUACAAUAAUGUUUUAUUUAAAGAAGUCCUUAAUUAUUUAUCAUCUCUAGAAGUGCUCAAAUUGACCUUUUCUGCCCCUUUUCCUACAGCAUUGUCAUAUAUUUUUUGCCGAUUUGUGGAUCCAGAAGGCUUAAAGCUUAAAGCGCAAGCCAGCAAUAUCAUUUUUUGGAACCGUUACAAUGAAAAAAUAUGUCAUCCUAAUAGUGUCCCUUUUACUCCUCUAAAAGAGCUGACUUUAAAAUAUUAUUUUUCUUAUAGUGCCAGCAUAGCGGAAAACAAUAUUUUUGAAGCUUUAGACAAAAAUCUAUCAUUGACAAAAUUUACCUUGAUUUUUCCAUCAACAGUAAAUAUUGAUAAUUCUUUGCAGCCCAAGUUUGCUUAUAACCAGACAAUGCGGAAAUUAAGGCUUUCUAAUGCUUUUCAGUUUUCAUAUGAGUCAGCCAAAGAUUUUUCAUUUUAUUUAUUAGGGAAUAAAGCACUAAAAUCGCUAUCUAUAAGCAAAUCAGUCCUCAAAGCAAAAGAUGAAUUUUUCACAGCUGUAAGGAACAAUAAAAUAUUAAAAAAGCUAGGGCUUGAGCCAUAUGAAGAAACGUCAGACUCAAGCUUAGAUAUAAACACUUUUGUAGAACUGAUGGACGCAGUUGGAGAUUCCACUUUGACUUCAUUUAAAGCGUCGACCUCUGCGUUCAUUCGAAGAAACCUAAAUUUUGUAUUCCACUUUUCGGUAGAGACUGUGCCUGACCAUGUACUGUAUAAGCACUCAAAAUAUUUUAUAGAAGGCGUCCAAAGAAUGCUAACUAAUAAUUUGGGACUGAGAAAAGUGUGACUUAGUGUAGACGCAAUGCCAAGAGAAAGGCUUGAUGAGUUUGCAGAUGUAGUUUUAAGAAUUUUAAGCUCAGAGCAAAGCAAGUUGGAAUAUUUCAACGGAUUUCCGUUGAAAGGGCUGAUGAAUGAUACUAUAAAUACCUUGCACAUAAAUCAUAGAUAUAGAUUUUUGCAAAGCACCAAUAAAGAACUAAUUUAUGAUGGAGAUAGUAUGAUCCUCACAAUAAUGCUCUGCAAAAUAAUACCUUUUUGCCGUAAUUUAAGAUAUAUAGAUACAGGAACAAAACUCCAGAGAAAAGAUAAUAUUUUUAAUCAGAUAAAUCCUGGGAUUAUAGAUAUCGAACAGAUAAAACAGACAGCAAAUGAAGAGCAUGAGUUUGGGUUUGAAAUUUAUUAUAAAGAUGUCCCCGCUAUUAUUGGGCUAAUUUUACUCCUGACACUAAAAGGGAAUAAUAUGAUUAAGAAUCUGAAUUUGAGCCACACUGACUGCAGCUGCUUAUAUUUAGUUAUUGGAGAAAUUUUAAGUGAUAUGCCAAACCUUGUAACGGUCAUUAUUGAAGGGAUGGCUCAUAUGAUUCAUCCGAUUUCACAUAAGCUUAUGAUUGAUAUUCUCAGCAAUUCUCCAUCCCUACAUGAGCUCGUAAUUAAUGGGAUUACUUUUAAUUUACAAGAAAAUGACCAAAUUUUUACAUCACUAAUAAAGCAUCCUUCGCUGAUGAAGCUCGAGAUUUCAAGGCUUAAUGUUUCUUCGACAGUCUCGGCGUUUUCUAAUGAAGCUUCUAUAGGAGAUUUAUUAAAAAAAACUAAUUUGCAGAUACUAUACUCAUAUAUUUGUAAUAAACAUGGGGUUUUACCUUGCAAAAGCUCUUUUAUAUAUAAAAUUAGUUGAGAUUAGGAAGACUACAAUGAAUUCAGACAAAAAUAGCAUAAACCUUUCCUCAAGCAGUUUUACUCCAUUAAGUCUUGAACUACUGGCAAAUGGCUUAAAAUCUAAUAUGGCAUUAAAAGAAUUGAUAUUGGCUGAUAUUAAUUUAGCUAUCCCAAAUGAAGGACUUGCAAGCCAAACUAAUGGCGGCGAUUUCAACUUUUGGAGAAAUAAAAUUGACUGUUUAUUAGCCCUAUCUGAUGCAUUGAAAAAUAACCCAUACAUUGAAAUUGUGGAUAUUAGAUUUAAUGAUAUACCAAGCUCACAACUCUCAGUACCAAAUGAAAUAAAUCAGCUUUUCCUUGACAACUUAAAACGACUUUUAGACACAAAUUCAAGGCUGAGGGUUUUGAAUUUUAUUUUCCCAAUUCCUCCGAAUUUCUUAAUGAAAUACAGUGAAUUACUAUUAAAUUAUCUUCAGUCAAGCCCAAACUUGGAAGUUCUUAAUAAUUAUAACAUCAAAUCAAUGGUGUCGAAUGAAUUUACUGUCUUAACAAUUAAGCACUAUCAUUCAAACCGAGAUGAUUUCGACUCAUUCAUGGCUCCCAAGCUAUCUAGAGUAAGAGAAGCUAUAUAUUGCCACUAUGCUCAUUUCGGGACAAUAGCUACCAUUAUGCCAAUCAUUCUCUCACAAAUAUAUAAAGAAAAUUCCAAUAAAAUAACCAGAGUUAAGUUUCUGUCAAAAGAAGUGCAAACUAAUGUACUUUUGAAUAAGAAAAAAGGAGAAUCAAAUUUGGACCUGGGAUUUUUAUUAAAAGAAACGCAGCCACCAGAUGUUACGUUUAUAUUGAACUGCUUGUCAACACACAAGUUUACGCAGCAUCUUGAUUUCACAGGCUGUGUGCUGUGCGAUAUUGAUUUUGAAGUCCUUGGAAAAAAUCUUCCAUGCAUGGAGUCUCUUAGGUCUAUAUCAAUCCGUGAUAUAAAACCAGCCCGGAAUCCAUACCUCAGCCAUAUUUUAUCAAACACCAGCUUAACCUCUCUUGAAAUUUCUAAAGUGAAUUUUGAAAAUUUUGAUAUAAAAGACCUGCCUAUGAAUUUAAGUUCUCAUCCGUCCUUAGAAGUCUUAAAAGUGACCAAUUGUGAUUUACUCACUAAAAGCGCUAUGAUUAAAAAAUGUGAAGACUCUAGCUUUAAAGCUGUCCUUUCUGGCUUUAAAAAUAGCAAAAUCAUCCAUCUAGAUUUAAGUGGGAAUGAAAUUAGUGAUAAUGAAUUAAAAAAAAUCCUAAAAGCCGUAAAAAUGCAUCAGUUUAUCAGCAGGCUUGUAAUCCAGCAGCACGAAAUAAGAGGAAAAGAUGGAAUUGUUGAGCUGGCCUCGAUGCUAUGUGAUCCUGCACAUCCUUUAAAAGAACUAUCACUUUCUUCAUACACAUGGUCUGUAUCUGAUAUCCAAAACGCUAAAGGGAAGCUUGAUUUAUCAUAUAAGCUUCUUUCUGCUACAGACUUAAUCAUUCUUUCUACAAUGUUAAUCUGCUUGCAGCUUAAAAAAGUCCACGGGCUGGAUUUAUCCCACAACCCUUCAUUAUUUUCUGAGCCACAUGGAGUUUCAGCACUACUAGAUCUUAUCAAGCAUUCUCCAAUAAGCUCAAUAAGCCUCCAAGAGUGCUGUUUAAAUGAGCAAGAAGAUAGAAUUCUUCAUGAAAUCUUUGUAGCAGCCUGCAGCUCUUUAGAAACCUUAUCCCUUGGCUCUCCUUUUACUGAGCAGCAAUUAAACUCAAUUUUAUCAGCCCUGAAAUCUAGUCCAAAACGCCUCAAAAAAGUCAAUUUUUCGCCUUGCCGUGAUUCUAAAUUUAAAGCUCUUUUAACAGAAUAUAUAGAGCAGUCUGGCUCAAAUUGGAUUUUGAAAGGCUAUAAUUUAUGACUAAAAUAA
Blepharisma stoltei is the source of this 4129-nucleotide messenger RNA. Lineage: Eukaryota; Ciliophora; Heterotrichea; Heterotrichida; Blepharismidae. The record is from the annotation of a GenBank genome assembly.